Molecule: messenger RNA, 1013 nt
Organism: Darwinula stevensoni
Lineage: Eukaryota; Metazoa; Arthropoda; Ostracoda; Podocopida; Darwinulidae
Source: the annotation of a GenBank genome assembly
CCCUGGCUCUUCCUUCUUUUAGUUUCCUUUCUGAGCGUAGGAAGAACAUUGUGUGAAGAACCACAAUGGCGGACGCUGCUCCAGCCCGUGGUGAUUUCCGUGGAGGCUUUGGUGGAAGAGGCCGGGGGAGAGGAGGACGUGGACGUGGAAGGGGUAGAGGAAGAGGAAGAGGAAAGGAAGGUGAAAAGGAAUGGGUUCCUGUCACCAAACUUGGAAGACUUGUCAAGGAUAAGAAGAUCAAAUCUCUUGAGGAAAUUUAUCUCUUCUCUCUGCCCAUCAAAGAAUUUGAGAUCAUUGAUUUUUUUCUUGGAUCCUCACUCAAAGACGAAGUCCUCAAGAUAAUGCCUGUUCAAAAGCAGACAAGAGCUGGUCAAAGGACCAGAUUCAAGGCUUUUGUUGCCAUUGGUGACUACAAUGGACAUGUUGGUCUUGGAGUGAAAUGCAGCAAGGAAGUGGCAACAGCUAUCAGAGGUGCCAUUAUCCUUGCCAAACUCUCCAUCAUCCCAGUCAGACGAGGAUAUUGGGGUAACAAGAUUGGCAAACCACACACUGUGCCCUGCAAGGUGACUGGAAAAUGUGGAAGUGUUCUGGUGAGACUUAUUCCAGCACCUAGGGGAACAGGUAUUGUGGCUGCUGCUGUUCCCAAAAAACUGCUUCAAAUGGCUGGGAUUGAGGAUUGCUACACUUCAGCACGUGGUUCAACAUGCACCUUGGGCAAUUUUGCCAAGGCUACAUAUGCUGCAAUAGCCCAGACAUAUGCCUACUUGACACCAGACUUGUGGAAGGAGACUGUAUUCACCCAAUCUCCGUAUGAAGAAUUCACUGAUUUUCUGUCCAAGUGUCAUCGUCCUGUUGGCACUCAAAGACAGGAACAAAGGGCCUACUGAUGAUGGAUAGGCUUGACCUUCUUGUCAAAUAAACCCCAGAAGGUGAAAGAGAGAAAGAGAUUUCCUUUUUUUGAAGGCUUGAUAUGUUUUCUUUAGUGUUUUAAUACUGAAAACACAUAAUUGAGG